Messenger RNA from Amphimedon queenslandica, 1837 nucleotides. RefSeq names its product methylcrotonoyl-CoA carboxylase beta chain, mitochondrial-like. The transcript has a single exon. Gene Ontology annotation, molecular function: methylcrotonoyl-CoA carboxylase activity. Gene Ontology annotation, biological process: L-leucine catabolic process. The record is from RefSeq and is a predicted model, not a curated record. Gene Ontology annotation, cellular component: mitochondrion; methylcrotonoyl-CoA carboxylase complex. Bases 54 to 1775 code for a protein of 573 amino acids. Lineage: Eukaryota; Metazoa; Porifera; Demospongiae; Haplosclerida; Niphatidae.
AUUAAUAUUAACCCUUUUGCUUUUUGGUUUUGUUCUCUUUUCAGGUUUCUUCAAUGCAUUCUCUUAGGUUUCUGUCCAGUAUUUCAAAAAGGUCCAGGGUAUUAACCCUACAGUACAAAACCCAGUAUUGUUGGUAUCACGGUGAGUCUCAAGGCUCAAGAAUAGGCUCUCCGUUGGAACUGAGGGACGAUGUCAAACAAAAUGUCGACCAAAUGAAAUCGAUUGUCUUUGAUCUCCAGUUGCAUGCAAAGCGUAUCUGUAAAGGUGGAGGGGAGACAGCUCGGAAGAGACACACGGAUCAAGGGAAAUUGUUUGCACGUGAUAGGAUCGACCGACUAUUGGACCCCGGGUCUCCGUUUCUAGAACUCUCUCAGUUAGCUGGAUACAAUAUGUACACUGAUGAUGAUGAUAGGAUAGAGGAUAUACCAGCAGCUGGGAUCAUUACUGGCAUAGGGAGGGUAUCAGGGAGAGAGUGCAUGGUAGUUGCUAAUGAUGCGACAGUAAAGGGUGGGACCUAUUACCCCAUUACUGUCAAGAAGCACGUGAGAGCUCAGGAGAUAGCACAAGAAAACCGUCUACCCUGUAUCUAUCUUGUUGACUCGGGCGGGGCCAUGUUAAAGCAUCAGCGUGACGUGUUUCCAGAUCGGGAUCAUUUUGGACGAAUAUUUUAUAAUCAAGCCCGAAUGUCUUCUCUCUCUAUACCCCAGGUUGCUGUGGUGUUGGGUUCUUGUACAGCAGGUGGGGCAUAUGUUCCAGCAAUGUCUGAUGAAAGUAUCAUCGUAAAGCAACAAGGUACUAUAUUCCUUGCUGGACCGCCGCUCGUCAAAGCAGCUACAAACGAGGUCAUAUCAUCUGAAGAUUUGGGCGGAGCUGACGUCCACUGCAAGAUAUCAGGUGUGGCUGAUCACUACGCAACCAACGAUGACCACGCCCUUUACUUGGCAAGGGAGUGUAUACGAAAUCUUAAUUAUGUCAAAACUCCUGAUAUCAGCAUAGAGGCAACUGAAGAUCCUCUCUAUCCUCAGGAAGAUCUGUACGGCCUAGUGCCUACUAGCCUGAAGAAAUCUUAUGAUGUACGUGAGGUCAUAGCUAGGCUAGUUGAUGGGAGUCGCUUUGCUGAAUUUAAAGAAUUAUACGGAAAUACACUCGUCACUGGCUUUGCCCGCCUUCAUGGCUACCCACUGGGAAUAGUUGCAAACAAUGGUAUACUAAACUCAGAGUCUGCCCUGAAGGGAACGCACUUUAUUGAGCUCUGCUGUCAGAGAAAGAUACCACUACUCUUCCUACAGAACACGACCGGCUUCGUAGUUGGAAGAAAUGCAGAACACGGAGGGAUUGCUAAAAAUGGAGCAAAAAUGGUGACCGCCGUAGCCUGUGCUAAAGUACCUAAAAUCACUGUUUUGAUCGGCGGGAGCUUUGGAGCCGGGAACUAUGGUAUGUGUGGACGCGCGUACAGUCCAAGGUUCCUUUACAUGUGGCCCAAUGCACGCAUAUCAGUAAUGGGAGGGGAGCAGGCUGCAGGGGUACUGGUAUCGCUCGACAUAAAGAAACUAGAGAAACAAGGAAAGACUGUGACACCGGAGAUGAUCGAAGAGAUGAAGCGCCCGAUCAUUGAGAGGUACGAGAGAGAGGGACACCCAUACUUCUCUAGUGCUAGGCUAUGGGACGACGGAGUGAUAGACCCAGCGGACACUAGGAGGAUACUGGGACUGAGUCUUAGCGCCUGUUUCAAUGCUCCCAUUGAAAAAACUAGUUUUGGAGUGUUUAGAAUGUGAAAUUAUGUUUUUUAGGCCAAUGUAAUCAUGCAUUUAUUAUUGUUAAAAAAUAAUAAAAUUAA